Messenger RNA from Procambarus clarkii (red swamp crayfish), 418 nucleotides. RefSeq lists its product as uncharacterized. The record is from RefSeq and is a predicted model, not a curated record. NCBI's taxonomy places the organism in Eukaryota, Metazoa, Arthropoda, Malacostraca, Decapoda, Cambaridae.
AUGUACCAUAACACUGUACAAACAACGCAAGUAUCCAGCUUUGCUACAACAGCCAACAGCAGCAGCAGCAACGCCACGAGCGACGCCUCCCCAGACAAUAUUUGGUCCCAGAGUGAUAUCUGGCCCCUGUGGGCCUCCCUCCUUCCAGGUGCUAUCAUCUUCAGCCUCCUGGCAGCUGUCGUCAUCUUCAUGACUAAAAUCUCAAGGAGAGGAUCCCGAGCAGCGACGCCUACCACACCACUCCUGGGGGCGGCGCAGGAGGAGGACGACGACGACGAUUGGGUUAACCUGACGGGAAGCGAGGUGGUGAACUUUUUAGCAGAGCGUUUAUGUAGAGGCGGCUAGGGAGAUCCCCAGUCUUAAAUUCAUAUUUCAGUGUUUAUCACAAUGUACAUGUCUAAGCUGUUAAAUGUAGAGU